Aphis gossypii (cotton aphid) is the source of this 1356-nucleotide messenger RNA. RefSeq lists its product as uncharacterized. The coding region runs from base 111 to 1172 and encodes 353 amino acids. The transcript has a single exon. The record is from RefSeq and is a predicted model, not a curated record. NCBI's taxonomy places the organism in Eukaryota, Metazoa, Arthropoda, Insecta, Hemiptera, Aphididae.
UAAAACGUCGUAUAAUAUUCGAUAAGACAGUGACCGAGAACGUCGUCGAUAACUCGACAGAAAAACACAGAGAUCCUCUAAAAAUCGUCAGUUGAAUAGUCAAUACAACGAUGCCGAUAAUGAUACUGGGUCUCAGUGGUAGCCGCGCUACUUCUGACCCGUCGCUGCCACUGAUGUUUCUGCUAAUUUUGCUACCCUUAACGUACAGUUACAGCAUCAAUGUUCUCGAAUCGGAAUCAGAGAACGCUCAGUUUAUGGAAAAACUUCCGGUCACGUACCAAGAAAAUUUAGAAUUGUUGGAUACCGUUCUAGCACUUGAAGAACAAUGGUCACCUGUUUGGAGCGAAGAGCUCCAUUUGGAGGAGUUGCUUGAAGAAGAAAAACUGGUCAAUGAGUUCUGUCCAUUAACGUUUGAAUAUGGAGAAACGGUGAACACGCUCAAUUACAUCAAAUGGGUAAAGAAACACUGCUCGCAUUCCGGCAUGCACGUAGCAUUUGCCGUAAAGUUGCUGGGUUAUUCGGUCAAGUGUUUGUUCUACAAAAACGCCAUAGCUCAAUUUACCUCAAUAAAAAAUCUAAAAAAAGAAGAUUCGCAGUUUACGGAGUACGACACGCACCUGCAACACCUGAUUGACGAUAGUCAUAUGUUCGCCGAUCGGAUGGCCAGUGUACACGUGAGUCUCGUCGACCUGAUUGAGUGGACCAAGACAUAUGAGGAAUUAAAAAAAUUGUUGAAUGAUUACAAAUUAAUGCCGGAGGACAAACAAUUUCAAUCAAGAAAAAAAAAAAAAUUUUUAGAUGGUAUUACUAAGACAGCCUCUAAAAUUGUCGAAGAUGUGGAGGAAAAGUUGGAUUCAUUAUGUAGUGUCCCGGCAAAAAUCAAUUGGUACGACUUUGAAAAUAAAAAGUCUGUGGAGCUGUUUAUCGAUAGAGAAAAAAUAUCUGAAGAGGAGAUAAAAGAAGUAUCCAAAGAGGGGAUUACGGUUCCUACAGACCAGUCAUCGUCCUCCGAUUUGCCAGUUGAAUAUGUCCUCACGGACCCAAUAUUGAAGAAAGCUGACGAAUUGCGAAAGAUGUUCCACAAGAUAUUCGAUAAACUACUGCUCGGAAAAUUACCAUUGGAGGUUUGGGAACUAGUAUUUCAAAACUAUAUACUUGUAUAUUCUAAUUAAAUUUUUUAUAUGUUAUUAAAUUAAUUGAAUAUUUAAAAUAAUAUGUAAAGAAUGUUUUUAUACGAUUAGGUAUAAUUAUUUAAUACACAUAGGAAUGGCAAAAAUCGAUCAUGUUAAUUGUUUCAUUCAGACUUACUAGUGUAUAAAUUAUAAUAUAUAAUUAUACAGUAUUGAUAAAAGUUAA